CUGUCCAAGAUGAAGCCAUUCAAGCUUAAGCUUCCAGAAAUUUCUUUGUUUUUUGUGAUUCUAUGUUUCACACACGUGAUAGCAGAGCAAUGGAGAAAAACUUACAUAAUCCACAUUGAAUUUUGUCCAAGAUGAAGCCAUUCAAGCUUAAGCUUCCAGAAAUUUCUUUGUUUUUUGUGAUUCUAUGUUUCACACACGUGAUAGCAGAGCAAUGGAGAAAAACUUACAUAAUCCACAUGGACAAGACCAACAUACUGGAGAGCUUCACCGACCAUCUCCAAUGGUAUGAUUCAUUGUUGAAAUCUGUUUCGGACUCAGCAUCCAUGCUUUACAUUUACAGCAACGUAAUCCAUGGCUACUCCGCGAGGUUAACGGCUAAGGAAGCUGAAGCACUCGAAGAGCAGCCGGGAAUUCUCUCUGUAAUUCCUAAAUUGGCAAGUGAUGUGAUUGUUGGUGUGCUGGACUCUGGUGUUUGGCCGGAGCUAAAGAGUUUCAAUGACGAAGGGCUUGGGCCAGUACCAGAAAAGUGGAAAGGCGAGUGUGAGGUGGGAAAGACCUUCAAAUCGUCUAGUUGCAAUAAGAAACUGAUUGGUGCGAGGUAUUUUUCCAAAGGGUAUGAAGGAGCAGUCAAACCUAUUAACGAAACUGUAGAAUCAAAAUCGCCUAGAGAUGACUACGGACAUGGAACUCACACCUCAACAAUGGCGGCUGGGUUGGCUGUUUCCGAUGCUAGCUUAUUUGGUUUUGCUUCAAGGACAGCACGAGGGAUGGCUACAAAAGCUCGAGUCGCCAUUUACAAGGUGUGCUGGCUUAUCGAUUGUUUUGGGUCUGAUAUUUUAGCCGCCAUGGACAAGGCAGUCCAAGACGAUGUGGAUAUCAUGUCCUUGUCUCUCGGUGGACAAGUAUCAAAGUAUUACAAGGACAUCAUCGCUAUCGGAGCAUUCUCGGCGAUGACACAUGGAAUUCUUUUAUCUUGCUUAGAUGGAAAUGGAGACGGUAAAACAUAUUCGGGUGUCUCACUUUACAAUGGAAAGACAAUAUCGAAUUCCAUGGUGCCAAUUGUUUAUGCCGCCAACGUGAGUUCAAGCAACAACAGCCUUUGCUUCCCUAGAACCUUGAGUCCCGCUAAAGUUGUUGGAAAAAUCGUGGGGAAAAAAUUGGAGAUGCUAUCAAGAAAUACAUCUCUACUGAGACUAAUCCGACAGCCACAAUUGGCCUCAGAAGCACGAAGUUGGGGCGUUCAGCCAUCUUCGGUGGUGGCAGCAUUCAGUUCAAGAAGUCCAAAUCCUAUCACAUUGGAGAUACCUAAACCGGACAUUAUUGCCCCGGGCGUCAGUAUAUUGGCUGGGUGGACUGGUGCCGCUGCCCCGACAGGAUUGGAUGAAGACAAGAGGCGGGUAAACUUCAACAUCAUUUCAAGCACGUCAAUGUCUUGCCCACAUGUAAGUGGGAUAGCCGCUCUCCUCAAGGUUGCCCAUUCGGAUUGGAGUCCAGCAGCUAUUAGAUCCACCCUCAUGACCAUCGCCUACUCAGCAUGCAAAAAUGGCAAAACCAUCCAAGAUGUCUCGACUAGACAACCAACAACACUGUUCGAUUAUGGUGCAGGGCAUGUGGAUCCGAUAGAAGCCCUUGAUCCUGGCCUUGUUUAUGACACCACCGUUGAUGACUAUCUGGACUUCCUUUGUGCCUUGGGCUACUCAUCAACUCAUAUCAAGCGAGUCACAAAUAGACACUUCACCCGUGAUUCAAGCAAAAAUUACUCACUAGCAGAUUUCAAUUAUCCGUCCAUUUCAGUUCCUCUUCAAAGUGCUUCAGGAAAGAAGGGCGGUGCCAAUGUCACUAGCGCGUUGAAAUAUUCUAGAACUCUGACUAAUGUGGGUUCGCCUGGAACAUAUAAGGUUUCGAUGGUUUCACCACCAAAAACAGUGAAGAUCUCGGUUGAACCAGCAUCACUAUGUUUCAGUAGACUGAAAGAGAAGAAGAGCUACACCGUGACUUUCACUACUAGUUCCAUGCCAUCUCGAACAGCCCGCUUUGCUAGUCUGGCAUGGUCGGAUGGGAAACACACUGUAACUAGCCCGAUAGCCUUCACCUGGACAUGAUAGUGAUGGCAAUUGCAACAGAUGAUGACUCUCCAAAUACUGGACCGCCUCAGUGCCUGCAA
This is a messenger RNA of Rubroshorea leprosula, 2164 nucleotides long. The record is from the annotation of a GenBank genome assembly. NCBI's taxonomy places the organism in Eukaryota, Viridiplantae, Streptophyta, Magnoliopsida, Malvales, Dipterocarpaceae.